UAAAGUCCCCGUUUCUUUUCCAAAAUGGACGUACUUAAGGUUUUGCAGAGCUUUUUUUUCUUUUCUUGACACGUUCUGAAGCAGCAUAUGCUCCCUGAAAACCUGCAUUUUGGAAAUAAUAGCGGAAAAUUGGGAAUACCAGAAGUUUCCAACAAUGCACCAGUUUCGUCCACCAGUGUUUGGAGCGCAUAAUAAAAGCAGAAGUUCUCUUCAGGAACUGGGGCUGGACGGAGCGAACAACUGUUUGGUUUUAUAACUUCUGUGCGCUCUCUCUUCCUCUUUUCUCUUCUCUGCCUCAGCCCUUGGAGUCUGAAAGCGAAUGGGUAAACGAUUUAUGCGGAUAAAAUAACUUUCAAACGAUUGAAGUCGACGGGUUUGAGACUUAGAAGAUCAUAACGCAUCUGAACUUCUAGAGAUUGUAAAGAAAAGGAAUGCUGAGCAGAAGAGGCGCAUGGAGAGAUGCUGUUUCUUCUACCAUGGAUCUAAAGGGCACUUCAGCGGUUUUAUUGCUUUUGCUUCUAUGCUUGUGCCCUGUUUUCAGUCAAGAACUCAAUCCAAAGGGUAGGAACGUGUGCAAAGUUCCAGGGUCACCAGGGUUUACAUGCUGCAGCGGAUGGGCGCAGCAAGGCGAGGAGUGUUUAACGCCUCUCUGCGAAGGUAACUUCACUUGUAAUGAGAACGAGGUUUGUGUCCGACCAAACGAAUGCCGCUGUCGUCAUGGAUAUUUUGGGGCAAGUUGUGACACAAAGUGUCCCGCUCAGUUCUGGGGUCCAGACUGCAAGGGCAUGUGCACGUGUCACCCUAACGGUAAAUGCGACGACGUGACCGGGAAGUGCACGUGCUACCCAAACCGCUGGGGUGAGAACUGCCAGAAGCCCUGCAACUGUCAGAAAGGGAAAUGUGACCAGGAGACGGGCAAAUGCACCUGCCAUGCCGGGUACUGGGGGCCGCAGUGCAACAACAAUUGCUACUGCAGCAUCAACUCAGUGUGCGACCAGAACAUGGGCCGGUGCAUCUGCAACCCUGGUUGGUUCGGCCGGAACUGCGGCGCUCAGUGUGUAUGUAACAACUCGCCUUGUGAGCAGUUUACGGGCCGAUGUCAGUGCAGGGAGAGGCUCUGGGGUCAGCGCUGUGAACGGCACUGUCAGUGCGCCAAUGGGAAGUGUAACCCUGUGGAUGGAUCAUGUACCUGUAAACCCGGAUACAGAGGAAAACUAUGCCGGGAGCCGUGUCCAGCUGGAUUCUAUGGACAGAACUGCAAAAACAAGUGUGGCCACUGUAAAGGCCAGCAGCCCUGUAAGGUGACGGAGGGUCACUGUGAAACGUGUGCGAGCGGCUGGAACGGGACAAAAUGUGAUCAGAUGUGUGCAGAGGGUUACUUCGGAGAGAACUGUAAGGAUCAGUGUCCGCCGUGCAAAGACGGUCACUUCUGCAACCGGAUCAACGGGAAGUGUUCCCACUGCAAUCCCGGCUGGAUUGGAGAUCGCUGUGAGGUGCGCUGUCCUAAUGGCACCUAUGGAGAAAACUGUGAAAAAGACUGCAGCCAUUGUUUUAAUGGAGACUGCCAUUUUUCCACAGGAGAGUGUCUCUGUAACCCUGGCUUCUAUGGGACAUACUGCAACCUGACCUGUGAGUUGGGUCAGUUUGGAGUGAACUGUGCCCAGGUCUGUCCAUGUCACGACAAGAACUGCAACCCAGUGUCAGGAGCCUGCAACCUAUAUCCUAAUCAGCGGAUGGGAGUAAUAGCUGCGGGAACGCUGGUGACAUUCCUGCUGGUGGUUCUUCUCUCUCUGCUGUGCUGCUGCUUCCUCUGUAGCAACAAAGACAACCGCAACCCUGACCAGGAAAACUCCACCAACAGCAAGAAGGCCAAAAUAAUCCUCUGCGGCGGAUUCAGUCGAAUCAGCACCAAACUUCCCAGAAUCCCUCUGAGGAGACAGAAACUACCCAAAGUUGUUGUCACCCACCACGAUCCUGAGAACACCUUCAACAGUAUUAUCGAGCCGCCCUCCGUGGUGGACCAGCCUUCUCCAUCAUGGUCAUCCCAGGAGUCCUUCUCUUCCUUCGAGACGAGCGAAGACGGGCCCGUCUACUGCGUACCCCACGAAGAGACUACGAAUGAGAGCUAUGACAAGCGAAAUUCUAGCGCUGCUCAAGAAAUACCACCGACCCCCAAUGAUGAGGACGCAGGAGAGUACACAUCCCUCAAAGACACAAGAGAAACUACAAAGCAGUACGUUAGCGAUGGGAGCGAGCAGCCUCUCCUGAAGUCUUCAGACAGCGAGGGCUCCACCAGUGGUUCUGAGUCAACCAUAGGAGCUGUUUACGCCCAUGUCGCCCGCCUUUCCAAACACUCCAAAGAGGAGGAGGACAACGCCUCACCGGAGAAGACAAAAGAGAAGACGAAACCUCGUCCUCCAGACCCUUCUACCAAACCGAAGUUGUCCUGGAUCCACGGAACAUCUGGAACCAACCCAACAGAGCAAAGCCAGACUCCAUCACCACAAAAAGAGAAGAGGAAGAACAACACAGAAAGUUCUGGAAAGGUUGGUGAGAAGCAGCGGUCAAAGGAGAAGUCGAGCAAGAACCGUGAAAAGCAUCAGGACGGUAAGAAAGCAGAUGGACCCGAAUCACCAAGCAAAAGCAAAUCUCACAAAGCUUCAGAUACCAUUGAGCACCUCAAUGGAACAUUCCAGAACGCCCUGAAGAAGAUCGGAAACUUCCACUCAGACAAGAAAACAAACGACACCAACAAAGAUCCACCCAAGAGCCCAAAGAUCAUGCAUCCGCACAUGAACUCUGAGGCCGCCACGCUACUCGCGGCUCAGUUGAAGGAAAAGACCCAAAGCCUUAACCGGAACGAAAAUCUCACGGUGGGCAUCAAGCCCAACGGUGUGUCAACACCUCAAGCCAACCGAGAGAAACCCACCCCACCUCAAAAGACCAAACGCUCUGCAACUGGGACCAACAAGCCCCUUCUUCCCACCUCCAGCAACCUCCAAAAGAUGGUGGCUCCAAUUUCAGACUCUACACCUGAACCUAAAAGCCCAGAAAAGCUAGGGGUUAAUGGGACAAGAGUUGAAGGAGACGCCACCCCAAAGAAAACGCCCAUCAAAAAACCACCGAGGAAGAAAGGAAAGGAGGGAAUACUGGAGACGGAAGGCAAAACCACUCCAAAGACGGCCAUUAUGCCACCUCAGACUGUCAAGUAGAUCUUUGAUCACAUUGGUGUGUCCAUUUUUGAGAAUAUAAACGUACAGUUUUUCUUUCGUUAAACAUUAUAUAGGAAUUGGAUGGAUUUUUUUUUUUUAAAUGGACGAGCUGCUUAUAGGAUUUAAUAUUUUGUUGGAUUGUGGUUCUCGUUAACUCUUUGAAGACCAGGAAUCAGAAAUGACGUCAUGGCUUGUGUACAGUAUUAAAAAGGAAGAGUAAACGAAUUUAAUGCAAUAAGCUCAUCUUGUAUGCUCUCAGUUUUACAUAUGCAUCACUCCACGUCCAAAGAGAGAUUUUCCAAUACUAUCGUAAUUGUGUGAUCAGCAGGUUUUUGUGUCUGAAAGGUUGUAUUUAGCACUGUUUUCAUAGGUGUAAAGAAUGAACCAAAGUUACUUUAAAGGUACAGAAUGAAUGAUUCCAAUAUUCAUUUUCUCUCAGGCUGUAUCAGUAUAGUCAAUACCUUGUAAACGAUGUCAUGAAGAAAAUUCUCUGUCUGGGUUCUUAGACAUGUCAUUUGAUUCACGUUCACCAGUACUUCACCUUGCAUCAUGCU
This is a messenger RNA of Sinocyclocheilus anshuiensis, 3766 nucleotides long. It is a transcript of the gene scarf2, whose product is annotated as scavenger receptor class F, member 2. The record is from RefSeq and is a predicted model, not a curated record. NCBI's taxonomy places the organism in Eukaryota, Metazoa, Chordata, Actinopteri, Cypriniformes, Cyprinidae. The coding region runs from base 432 to 3212 and encodes 926 amino acids. Gene Ontology annotation, cellular component: focal adhesion. Gene Ontology annotation, biological process: heterophilic cell-cell adhesion. Gene Ontology annotation, molecular function: scavenger receptor activity. The transcript has 11 exons.